GACAUGGCACAAUUUAACAUGAAUCUAUGUAUCUACGGGCAAAAUUGGGACUAGUAGCUUUUCUACGAACAGGUCAGUUUCCCUCUGCUCUGUUCCUCUAUGGUUUUGUUCCUGUUGGUUCUUCAGUUUUUACCGUGUUAAGAGUUUGUUUUUGCCUGCCUGCCAGCUUAUCCACCAACUGACUAGAAUUAAAGAUGGGAAAAAUCCGCACCAAAACGUUGGUGCUGGGGGUUUCUCUUGGUCUGUUCGUCCUCUAUCUCAGUAAAGAUUUUGCUGCCAAAAGAGUCAUUUGCCACCCCAAAACUGUGAGAGAGGGGAGAAGUGAAAUAGGAAGAUCCACCACAAACAUCUCCUACGUAUACUCCUUCCCGAAAUGCCAAAAAAACACUUCUGCUGGAAAUGUCGAAGGCUUCAGCUCUCUUCCUGGUAAUAUACAAGACUUUCUCUACCAUAAACACUGUCGACAUUUCCCCAUGCUGCUGGACGUUCCUGACAAAUGCGGAGGAGCUGAUGAAUCUGCAGGGGUCUUUCUCCUCCUGGUCAUUAAAAGUAUCCCUGAUAACUUUGAACGUAGAGAGGUACUGCGCAAAACCUGGGCUACAGAGAGGCUGCACAACGGUGUGCAGAUCCGGAGGAUCUUCAUCUCAGCAGCGACGGGUUCUGGUUUUGAAAGAGAGAGAAAGAACAGACUUCUUGAACUGGAACAAAAAGAGUACAAUGACAUUCUUCAAUGGGACUUUAAAGACACGUUCUACAACCUCACCUUAAAGCAGGUGCUCUUCUUAGAAUGGAUGGAAAGAAACUGUCCGAAAGCUCGCUUCUUGCUAAAUGGUGAUGAUGACGUUUUUGCGAACACAGACAACAUGGUUGAGUAUCUCCAAGGCCUCAGGGACAAUGAUGGAAGCAAGCACCUCUUUACCGGACAUUUGAUUCAGAACGUGGGGCCCAUCAGAUCACCAGGGAGCAAGUAUUAUGUUCCAGUGCAAGUGCAGGAGUCAGAGUCUUAUCCCCCUUAUUGUGGUGGUGGAGGCUUCCUCCUGUCUGGCUAUUCAGCUAUGGUCAUAUACAAAAUGUCCAAGUCCAUCCCUUUUAUUCCUAUUGAUGAUGUUUACAUGGGGAUGUGUAUGGCCAAAGCAGGAUUAGGUCCAGCUCACCAUAUGGGUGUGAGGACAACAGGAAUGUACAUUCCCUCUCAUAAACUAGAUGAAUUUGAUCCCUGCUAUUAUAAAGAGAUUUUACUGGUGCACAGAUUCCUUCCAGCAGGCAUCUAUCUUAUGUGGCAAAGAAUUAAUGACCCCAAUCUAAAAUGUGAAUUGGCAAGGAAAUCCUUUUAGUAGCAUUAAGCUCACUGGUGGUGUCAAUACCCUGUGACCAAUUGAUGGCAGGUCUAUGACACAUCCUCUAAUGUCACUGGUAGAGACAGGUCUCCUCAGCCAAACAAAUAUACAGUACGGCACUAUAAUCACAUCUAUGAAGAGGGAAAGUGUGUUCUGACACAAAAUUUGUUGACGAUCAGAGAUUGGACCAUUUUAUCAGUGGGCGGGCCAUUAAUGAUGAAUGCGGUGUGUGUGUUUGUGUGUUUUGAUGUUAGUUUAUAUUUAGCUUGAGCUCAUUUAAGUACAUUUUUCUUUAUUUGUUUACUAUAUCUUGUGUAAUUAUGUUUGAACAAUAGGUCAGAAGACAAGAUGUUUUGCAGGACUGACAUCAUUUUUGCACUGUCAUUUACAAAACAAGAUUCUGGUUACAGUAAUAAGGUGGGGCAGUGCCUCUCCAGUCAGGACUCGUAUGUACAGAAUGAUAAGGGUAUGGUUUUACCUUACAAGGAUUGAAUAAAAGUAUUUUUUGUUCUUUAAACAGUCUAUUCUAUAGAAAUGUCAAAAUCGACUUUAUUUUUUAAACAUCUUAAAAAAAGGAUUUAUUUUGUGCUAUUUUAAACUUACAGAUGACCUACUAUGUCUCUCCUUAUUUAAUGUAAUACAUAGAAGAUGUUUAUAUCAAAGUCGGCAAUUGUUAUUCUUGCAAGAUGUUAAAACAACCCUUUCACAGAUGUGAAAUGCACCUUCUACACCUACAUUUAUACUCACCGUGCCAUGACCAAAUUAUGUCUACAUUUUUUUUAAUUAUUGUUAUAAAUACAUGUUAAAAUAACUUAUUAAGAGAGUAAAAUAACUCAGGGUUUAGGAAUAAAGCUGACAUGCGUGGUUACUAUUAUACAGGGGUGUUGAUUGUUGUUUUUUUGUGUCAUAGUCAAAAGUUUGCCAAUAUGUCAUUGUAUUAAAAGAGUUAUGGUAGCGGUAUUUCUGUGUACUGUGAAUAUUUAUGUUUGUUGUUUUUUCAAAAGGAAACAGGGAAUUUGUCAAUCCUUGCAAAA
Molecule: messenger RNA, 2371 nt
Organism: Limanda limanda (common dab)
Lineage: Eukaryota; Metazoa; Chordata; Actinopteri; Pleuronectiformes; Pleuronectidae
Product: N-acetyllactosaminide beta-1,3-N-acetylglucosaminyltransferase 3-like
Exons: 3
Coding region: 195-1334 (379 amino acids)
Cellular component (GO): membrane
Molecular function (GO): hexosyltransferase activity
Source: RefSeq, a predicted model, not a curated record